AUGUCUUCAAAACCGGUCAAGAAAGUUCAUUAUACAUCUUCUACCAAAGGAUCUUCCGUUCACGGUGGUCCAUCACCUACACCACCUACAUCAUCCAAACCUGCGUCUUCUACCCGUCGACCAUCUUUCUCUCACCAACGUCAUCCCUCUGAUUCAGGCGUCGGUUCAUCCUCCUCCAAUUCAGCUACUGCACAAGUAAACUCCACAUCCUUCUACACCGAUGCCGAACGCGCGGAGCAAAGACAAAAUGUUCGAGCCUUGAACGAAGCACUCAAUACACUCAAAGACCGAGUCAAAACCCUCGAAUUAAAGAACCGCGACCUCGAAGAGACUCUUACAGAAAGUAACCGCGAGAAACGGGAACUCCGUCGUGAACGCGAACAAUUGCUCUGCACGAUUGAGGAAUUAAAAAAGGACAAGAGUAGAGCCAAAGAUGCACGAGAAGGGAAAGAUAGUGAUAGUAUCCGAAUUCGAGGAACUGAUAUUAAAAUCACACCGGAGAAGAAAGAGAGAAGUGAUAGGAAUCCUGCAACGAUGGAAAGAAAUACACCACCUAUGACACGAAGGGAGAAAGAACGGGAUGCCGAUGCGAGAAAGAGAGAAGAAGAAAGACUUAGAGGGCAACAUCAGACGAGGGAACGAAGAACUAGUUAUAGAGAUGCACCACCUUCUCCAAACUAUCGCGACGAUGAACGGGAUGUAAAUCCCAUGAGUCCUAAUUCUCGAUACCGAGAUGAGGAACAUGCCCGCGAGAAACGUAACUCGGGAACUCCUUCAACUUCUAAACUACCAAAUCCCUUUACACCACUUAGUCCUAUUGGGGGCAGUGGGAAUGCGGGACGGACUAGGAGGGCAAGUGUUAGUUAUGGAACUUCGCCGGGUGGAUAUACUAGUGCGCCGCAAGCUUUUCCGGGGAUGAUGAUGGGAAGUGGUUAUGGGAGGAGGGAUCAUGAUGAGGUGCCUUAUGUUAGGGGAGAAGUACCAGUUAGUGUUAAUGUUGGGGCGGCGGGGACGAGAGGGUCGAGAUUGAGUGGGGGGAGUGGGGGGAGUGUGAAUGAUGAUCUGUUUCCUAAUGAUGGGAAGUAUCAUCCUUAUCCUUUGGAUAUGUGA
Molecule: messenger RNA, 1110 nt
Organism: Sclerotinia sclerotiorum 1980 UF-70
Lineage: Eukaryota; Fungi; Ascomycota; Leotiomycetes; Helotiales; Sclerotiniaceae
Exons: 1
Coding region: 1-1110 (369 amino acids)
Source: RefSeq, a predicted model, not a curated record